Molecule: messenger RNA, 447 nt
Organism: Acomys russatus (golden spiny mouse)
Lineage: Eukaryota; Metazoa; Chordata; Mammalia; Rodentia; Muridae
Product: lysozyme-like protein 1
Exons: 4
Coding region: 1-447 (148 amino acids)
Molecular function (GO): lysozyme activity
Source: RefSeq, a predicted model, not a curated record
AUGAAGGCUGUCGGCGUGUUGGCUCUGAUUAUCAGCCUCAGCAUCGUCACGGAAUCCAAAGUCUACACCCGAUGUAAACUGGCAAAAAUAUUUGUGAAGGCCGGCCUGGACCAUUAUGGGGGAUUUAGCCUUGGAAACUGGAUCUGUAUGGCGUAUUACGAGAGCCACUACAACACCACGGUCCAGAACACCCUGGGGGAUGGGAGCAUUGACUAUGGCAUUUUCCAGAUAAACAGCUUCACGUGGUGCAGGAACGCAAACGUGCAACAGAACAACCGCUGCCACGUUGCCUGCUCAGCCUUGAUCACUGAUGACCUCACAGAUGCCAUUCUCUGUGCCAAGAAAAUUGUUAAAGAGACACAAGGGAUGAACUACUGGCAGGGCUGGAAGAAACACUGUGAGGGCAAAGACAUGUCUGAGUGGAAGAGAGGAUGUGAGGUUUCCUGA